UAACUAAAUGUGCCAUUAGAUACGCAUUUACGACACAAUUUAGUACACCGCUGUUUAAGGUAUCCGGUAAUCUAUGAUCCUAAUACAUCCAUCUCGGGCAUUCGCCGACAGUAUCCGUGUAAAAAGCCCGGCCCCGUGAAUCUCGAAUCCCGUUAUAUCCGCGGCCCCGAAGAAGUAGUUCCAGUUUCUAAGUCACUUAGACUAAAUACGUCUAAUCUCCCUGUACAUAGGCUCAAAAUUUUCCCAUCCUCUAGGUAUAUAAAGGUGCGCGUGUUCGGUGAAGAGAGUCAACAUUCCACGACACACCAUCAUAGUCACAUAGAGCGUUUCCGCAACAUUUAACCUCUUCGUUUGACCGGUUGGCUCUACCAGAUAUCUUGUCAUUAUGUCAGAUAUUCCCACUCAUUAUCAAGCCCUUGUGCUUACUAGCAUUGGCCCUGAGAUGCGAAUUGAGCAGCGUCCGAUGCCCAAGACCGACCCAGGCAGCGUAAUCGUUCGUGUCCUCGAGACCUCAGUGCUCUCCUACCAAAACGACAUAUACAAUGGGAAGCGCCAGUACCCCCUGACUACGCCUAUUGUGGGCGGAUGCAGUGCUGUCGGGCGCAUCGUAGCAACCGGCCCCGACGCGACUAUCUUGAUGCCAGGCCAGCUAGUAUGGGUUGAUUGCGUCGUGCGUGCGCGCGAUGACUCGGAGGCAAUCUAUCUAUGGGGCAUCCAUGAGGGCUACAGUCCGGGCAGCCAAAAGCUCAGCAAGGAGAUUUGGCACGACGGAACAUUCUCACAGCUCGCUAAAGUGCCGUUGGAAAACUGCUUCCCCUUAAAUGAAGCCAGGCUGUUUGGAGAGUUAGGAUACUCGGCUCGCGAGCUGAUCUACCUUUCACAUUUGCUUGUGCCCUUUGGGGGUCUGAGAACUAUUGACCUCAAACCGGGCGAGACUAUCGUGAUAUGCCCGUCAACAGGGGGGUUCAGCGGAGCUGGUGUCCAGGUGGCACUAGCAAUCGGUGCCAGAGUCAUCGCCAUGGGUCGGAAUGAGAUGGAACUCGCACGUCUCAAGGCUUUCGUGACGAAGGGAACACCAUGGGCCAAUAUCGAGACGGUCAAGGUCACUGGCGAUCAAGCGGCCGACACAGAAUCGCUCAAAGCCUUCGGUACUAUAGACGCUGUCCUGGAUCUAUCGCCACCGGCGGCGGCACAGGCAACGCACCUCCCUAGCGCAAUAGCCGCACUACGGCGUGGCGGACGGAUCAGUGUAUUGGGAUCGGUGGGACAACCUAUUGUGGGCUGGUCGUUCUUAUCCAAGGACCUUCAGUUGAAGGGUAAAUUGAUGUACGAGCGUGAGGAUGUGAUCCUGUUCAUUAAGAUGCUGGAGGCGGGGCUUUUCGCUAGAGGUACAGAUCUUGUAGAGACCAAGCCUUUCCCGCUGGAAGAUUGGAAGGCAGCUUUUGACAUGGCGGCCGAGUAUACCGGUGUUGGCAGGAUCGUGACGCUCACACCAUAACUCUGUCUUCAUCGUGUGGUCACACCAGAUAUUUUGCUAGUUCAUGGUACAUAUAAUCUCAUGCAAGAGGAAUUCGAUCAACCAUUAUCUUCCUCCACUUCUUUCAGGCUUUGCCAUACAUGUCUCGCAACAUGGAUACGGUUGAAAUGGAGGUUCUUGGGUCCCAACUGUGCAAGUCGCAGGACAACGAGCAAACACAUAGCUAUGCAUCACUUCCGAGUCGCCAUCGUCGGCGGUGGGCUGGCUGGAGCGACGCUGGCGACUGCGCUGGUACAGUUAUCCAAUAUGGAUGUUCGAAUUUUUGAAUCUGCGCCCGAGUUCUCUGAACGUGGUGCCGCAGUUGGACUUGGAAUCAAUGCUCAGAUGGCUCUCAACGAGAUCAUAUCUGCUCCUCCAGCAGUGGCUUUGCUCGACAAGGCCGAGGGCGUACCUAUCAACACACCCUAUGCGGUCAGUCUGGUUUGCAGGCGGAUAAG
Xylaria bambusicola is the source of this 1974-nucleotide messenger RNA. Its product is annotated as GroES-like protein. Bases 386 to 1498 code for a protein of 370 amino acids. The record is from RefSeq and is a predicted model, not a curated record. Gene Ontology annotation, cellular component: mitochondrion. The transcript has a single exon. NCBI's taxonomy places the organism in Eukaryota, Fungi, Ascomycota, Sordariomycetes, Xylariales, Xylariaceae. Gene Ontology annotation, molecular function: oxidoreductase activity.